Molecule: messenger RNA, 5444 nt
Organism: Helicoverpa zea (corn earworm)
Lineage: Eukaryota; Metazoa; Arthropoda; Insecta; Lepidoptera; Noctuidae
Gene: THADA
Product: thyroid adenoma-associated protein homolog
Exons: 26
Coding region: 265-5427 (1720 amino acids)
Biological process (GO): tRNA methylation
Cellular component (GO): cytosol
Source: RefSeq, a predicted model, not a curated record
UAUUUUCGUAUACGUGUUGGGAACUCCCCUCGGACUAUUUUUAACUUCUGUUUCAACUACACCGUUUACAUCUGUGGCAUGUUAUAUGCUCUAUAUUCUCUUUGUAUUAUCUAUGCUGAUUUUGACAGCAGCACGACAUAAACACGACUUAUAUUUUAGGUUAUAAAAAUAUAUUCGUGUUUAUGUUUGCAAUUUAUGAAUGAUUUAUUCGGUUUUAUUUAAUAGACAUAAAUAUAUUUAAUAAAACUUACAAAAAACUUCACAAUGAACGGCUUAGCGCUAAGAAUAAACCGAGGCGGUGGCGGCAAAUCGAAAACUUCUAUUGGAUACUCUCCGAUUGCCAUUCCUACUUCUUUAUUUGAAAAUACAGAGAAUGGUCAUAAGGAAAUAUAUGAGUUUAUGAGUUCAGUCUGUACAGAUGAUCAAUUAGUAAUUCUAAAAAAUAUUAUAGACACAAUCAAACAGCCUGUUGAUGAUGUUAUAAUGAAGUUUCUUGUUGCUGCUUUCUUCCACGCUGAAGCUAAGCAUCCAAUUAAAUGUGUGGUGUCAAGGCACAUAAUCAAAAACAAGCAGCUGCAGGAUCCAUUCUCAGAUGCCCUAGCGGUACAGAUCACAGCUCACAUAACAGCCAAAGCAUCCAACUACAAGCAGUAUGCGGACGUUGUAGGCAAGCUCAUCACGUGUAUAGAGAACUUUCCCGCUGGAGUCCAGGCUAUGAAGAUGGUGGAGUUGGCACUUGCAUGCUAUCUGACGGACUGCUUGAGUUGUUGUGUGGCAACGUUGAGAGAACAGAAAACCUUAUCUCCAACGGAAAAGAACGAAAUCUUCACCCUAGCACAUAUGACCAUAAGAUUGCUACUACAUAUUACUCAGAAAAUUAGCUCAGAAAGUAAAAGUAAUUUGAUCCUUAUGUUUGAGGAAAUAAGGUUGUUAAUCCAAGAUUUGAUGUUUGAUGAUGAUGUGCCUAUGGAUACAAAGAGUGUGGGCGGGAUAUUGUACCUCACUGUGCAUGUUACUGAGUAUGGGACUGACAGUUGGAUAGAGGUUCUGGACCCUGGCACCAAAAACAUCGGUUUAUCCAAGUUGCUGACACUAGAAGCGGGUCGACUGAGUUUAUACUCUGCCAUUGUGACCGUAGUCUCAGCAGACCAACUAUACACACAUACUGUUGAUGAUGAACCAGCGAUUCUUGCAGUUACCAAGAAGAUAUUGGAUAUUGGAGAGAGGAGUUCAUCAGAAGCAGCAUUUAUCCUAGCCGUGGCUCGUACAGCACUACAGCUAGGCAAGCUGGUGUCGACACGGGCGGGGCUGGCGCUGAGUGCGGCGCUGCUGGGGUUCGCGUGGGGGCAGCUGGAGCACCACAUGGACAGCGUGCGGCACCUGGCGGGGCAGCUGCUGGCCUGCCUCGUGCGGUACUGCGCCCACGCUGAUGCUGCUGGUGACAGCAGAGCUCUAGACACGUUAACAAGCGCUCUAUCAUCAGUAGAGCGAUCGCGUAAGAGCUACUACAUCUGCGUGUCGCACGUGGCGGCGGAGCUGCCCGCGCGGAUCGUCCGCGCGCUCGUGCGGCCCAGCGACCUGCUGCCCGCUUUGAGAGAACAGCCAUUGCAUAAUACUGCUCGCGCAGCCCUAGAGGCAUUACUCGACAAGUGCCUCCCCAGCUGCAGCUCGGAGCAGCUUCACGCAGAAUGGCUGCAGCCGCUGCUGCAGUGCGGCAAGGAUGCAGCGGAUGAUCUGCAGCUGGGAGCGCUGCAGCACGUGCUGGCCAGAGCUGUGAGAGUCAGGACUGAUGUCAGGGAGUAUCUACUACAAUACAUAAAAGAAGCGAGCACAGUACCUGAGCAGCGCGAUCUAAAGUGCGUAUUAAUGUUAUUACGCGUAGUUCGUAACUCAGCUGGUGGAGAAACACUGCCGCAUAGUGAGACACACUGGAAGGGCAUCAUAGCAUAUGAUGUACUGGAAGAGGCCGCUACAGAUGCUGUGGAUGAGACUCGUAUCCUCUCUCUAUCGCUAAUAGUGGAGUCUCCCAAGAGCACAGAGGUGUUCUCUGAAGGUGACCUGAAGUUAGUGCUGCACUACCUCACGCACAACAUCAAUGCGCAGGCGCCGAAUUUUCGACAACUCACGCUCUCUGCUAUGAAAAAAUUCAUAAAGCGCUUCGAAGAGAGCUACGCAGUAUUACACCGCGAGUUACAAUCUCGACCUAACGCCGACAGCCAUAAGGUCGCAUAUUACUUGCGCUUCGCGGAGGACUUGCGUCGUUUGUGCUUCGCAAGCUUGCUGCCGGGAGCUAACUACAGUCGGCGGUUUGUGGCCUUGCAGCUGUUGGCCUGGUGCGAACAGAUGUGUUUGGAAGGUUAUCAGAGGAGUUGGGAGCCGGAGUACGUGGACAAGUUGCUGCGGCACCUAGAAGACAGCUAUGUGAACAACAAAGCCUUCGCUCUUGAAGUGCUGGCCAGCUGUCCCGUAGAACUUCUCAAGAACAAAAGCUACUCUAUAAGCUUGGAGUUAGAGGACAUAAUCAGUCAGGCGUCCUUGUUGAAGCCUACUGAGUGCGUGUCGGCUGCUUAUAAACUGGACUUGUUGAGGACGAAACUGCCGGAGUACAUACUGCAAAAUGAACACUGCGACACUUCACAAAUCCCAGAGCGUGUAUCGUACUCCCUGUGCUCUGGCCUGCUCCGCGCGGCGCAGUCGCAGCUGCUCGUGGUCCGCGGCAGCGUGGUGGCGGGGGCUGCGCGGGCGCCGCUGUACGGCGUGCUGCACUGUCUGGCACAUACGCUGGGACAGGUGGAAGCUAAAGCGAUAUCUUGUGACGCGGACUGGUCGGCGCUGGUGGGCGACACGUUCGCCACAUGCAUGUCGGUCAGCGAGGCCGUCGCCUGCGUCGUCAACAACUCCUCGCCGGAAGGCCACCUGCCCAUGGACAUGACCGUGCAGGUCACUGAUCAUGGCAACUCCGGUAACGUGACGCUGGAUGACGGGCGACAGGUGACGGCGCAGAUGGUGCUGCUCUGCGCUUGGAGAUCUGUUAAAGAGGUAUCACUGCUGCUGGGCGGCAUAUGUGGCCGUCUAACCGUGUCCGGCGAGGACGGGCAGGUUGGCACCCUCAGUGAAGACCAGCUGGUGAGGGCGGGGGAACACUUCACGCGGCUGCUGGCGGAGACCAAGCAUCGCGGCGCCUUCGAGCAGGCCUAUGUUGGCUUUACCAUGCUGCUGGAUAGACUGUGGCGGUGCCGCAGCGCGUCGCUGCACGGGUUGCCGCGGCGGUGGCUGCGGGAACUGCUGCGCGCCGUGGCUGGUGACGAGGACAACAAGCUCUGCGCUACCAGGCGCAGUGCUGGAUUGCCUUUUAUGAUACAGGCGCUGGUAUCAACAGAAGUGCAAGUGCAAGGCAACCCUCUCUGCUUCCAAGAGUGCAUGACUACCCUACUCUCCCUGUGCACGCUUGGCGCCCGCCGCGCCCGCGGGCACGCGCUGCACGCGCUGCACGUGCUGCGCGCUCUGCUGCGCCACAGUGCGCUGGCGCAGCGGGCAGCGCCCUAUGUGGCGCCCGCGAUGUUAGCUGCCUUGAGAGCUUUCGAUGCUAAUACUUGGGCUGAGCGCAACUCAGCGACAUUGCUGCUGAGCGCGUUAGUAUCGCGCGUGUUCGGCGUGUCGCGCGCCGCCAUGACGGGACGCAUCUUCUUCCUCAGAUACCCACAGCUAUACGACUUCAUGCUGGAUGCGCUGGUGCGGGGCGGCAGCGAGGCUCACACGCUGCGGCCGGCGCUGUACGCCGUGCUGCUGCUGCUGGCCAGGCUCUACCCCUCCUCGCUCGAGGGCACCGAGACCAACCUCAAGCUAGUAUCGUUCGUCCCGCACGUGCAGGCCUGCGCUCGAAGCCGCGUGCUGCACACGCGCCGCCUAGCUGCACGCGCGCUAGUACCGCUCAUACCACAUCAAAUGUUCAGCAAGCACUUCAACUUAAUGCUGGAGCAACUCGAAUCCUGCGACAGUAACACAGCUCACGGCAUCGCACUACAGCUGAUUGAGCUGGUUCGUCGGCGGGGGCCCGAGCUGGCGGCCUGCGGGCUGCCGGCGCGGGGCCUGCGGGGCCUGCUGCGGCGGCUGCGGGCCCCGUGCUACGUGCUGGCCGCUGACCUCGUCUGGCUAGUCAGCUUGAUUGAUUUCACAUUAAAAACCUUACCACAAGAAACAGUAACGGAGAUCAGUUCAUGCCUACACACGUUAAUAUUCCCCCCGUCCCCCGCGGCCGCCGGGCCGGGCCGCGACCUCUGCCUCGCCCGAGCCUUGUGCCUCUACCUCAUACUCGCCACCAAGUACAAUGUCACAGACAUACCCUGCCUCGUCUACCAGAGCCUACAACAUACCUCCUAUGAAGUAGUCCUAGCAGUACUAGACUACCUUUUAAUACUACACAAAGACCCAGAAGUCGACACUACUAAUUACCACGAAAAUCUGACAGAAAUUGCUGAUACAUCCUCUAUAUUGGAAAGAAUAAAGAGUGAAAAAUACAUUCAAUUGCUUUGCAAUGUUCUAAAGAAUAACUAUUUAGAGUGUCAAGAGAAAAGCCUAAAAAUUCUCAUGUUGGAAGGCGACAUACAACGGUAUAUAAUAGAAGCUAAGACUGAUGUACUAAGUGACGAAGAAAUCAUUGACAAACUAAUCGAUCUUAUAGAAAACGAACAUGAGAAGUUAACUCACAUAUAUUUACAAAGUCUGCUGGACCUCAUAACGGUGCAGUUAGUGCAGUCCAAGCUUCGAGGAUCAGUGUUACUGCAAGUAGUGAGGGUGCUACUUGAAUGCAGUUCUGCAGAAAACUGUGUUAGCACGAGGACUGUGGUUGCCAAGUUCAUAGAGACUAACUUUUCUGUGUUGUUGGAGGUUGAUGUUAGUGAACUUGCUGAUGGAGAUAAGUUUGAACUCCGCGCCACAAUAUGGGCGACAACAAUAACGUUGCUAGAGGACGACGAGCCGCACAGCCGGCGCCGCGCGGCGCGCGUGGCGGGCGCCGCCUGCGCCGCGCGCCAGCGCCUGCGCACUACAGCCGGGUCCGUUGAGGAAGCGGUGGCGUUGUUGGCGCUAGCGGCGCUGCUGGACUUCCAGUCCGUGGUGGUGGUGGCCGAUGACGUCACUGAUGAGUGUCGCGUGUUUGAUCAAAACGAAAGGUACAACAUAUUCCUAGAGGAAAGUGUAUGGACGGUCGCUUGCGCAGACAUUCUCGCCAACGAUUACAAGUUGAACGAUACCGCAGUGUUCGCCAUCUUAGACAAACCGACCUACAAGCAAACCUUUGACAAGCUGUGCAACGACAAUGUAGACGUUUUCAGGAAAAUGGCCGCCGGAGAGAAAUUACCGCGAAAUGAUACAUUAAAUCCUAAGAUAGAACUAUUUGUAAAUAGAUUACGUAAGCCUAGUAAAUAAAAUUAUAUUUUGGUUUA